AUGAGUUCGACCACGAAAAGCUAUUGGGCCCAAUGGGACAGCUUGCUGAUUCAGGAUGGAGUCCUGUGCCGUAAAUGGGAAAAUGGUCGGGGAGACAGGUGUCAUUUGCAAAUGGUUGUCCCUAAGGCUAAAGUGCCGGAUGUUCUACAGCUGUACCAUAGUGGUUGUUCAGGAGGCCACCUGGGAGUUAAACGAACUCUCCUGAAGAUCCGAGAACGGUUUUACUGGGUCCACUGUCGUGACGAUAUCGAGGACUGGUGCCGCAAAUGUACAAGUUGUGCGGCUGUAAAGGGAUCUCAAAUUCGUAGUAGAGGCGCAUUGAAAUUGUACAAUGUUGGUGCACCAUGGGAGAGGAUAGCCAUUGAGGUUGCGGGGCCAUUUCCAGAAACUGAAAGUGGUAACCAGUAUUUCAUGGUUGUGAUGGAUUACUUCACUAAGUGGCCAGAAGUUUUCGCUAUUCCAAAUCAAGAAGCUUCAACAGUUGCAGAUAAACUAGUCCAUGAAGUCUUCUGUCGUUUUGGAGUACCUUUAGAGAUUCACAGCGAUCAAGGAAGGAAUUUUGAGUCUCAAAUAUUCCAGGAAACUUGCCGAGUUGUGGGUACUCAAAACACGAACAACUUCUUACCACCCACAAUCUGA
This is a messenger RNA of Parnassius mnemosyne (clouded apollo), 639 nucleotides long. NCBI's taxonomy places the organism in Eukaryota, Metazoa, Arthropoda, Insecta, Lepidoptera, Papilionidae. The record is from the annotation of a GenBank genome assembly.